AUGCCAGUUAAAGACAACCGGUUUAAAACCCUCUGCGAUAAUGCAAAUGAGGUGCAUAAUCACAUCAAGGAAAGAAUCGCGAAGAAAGAGAGAAAACGGAAACUAAAGAAGAAAACCGGUCAAAUACCAUGCAAAAGCUACUUGCAAGAGCUGAUGACCAAGUUGACUGAUGUCAGCUCGUAUCUUGGCCAAAUUUAUCAAGACCCGUUUGAUGAAUUUUCCACUGAGGAUUAUCUGACGUUCUCGAGCGGCCUUCGAGACAGUUUGCAAUUCACAUUUGCACAAGUAGACAAGCUCCUUGAAGGGUCGUCUAAGAAUUUUGAUUCCUCAGAGCUGAGUGCCUUCAUAACGAAGCUUCAUCACAUAACAGAGGAAAUGAAGCUGCUGUUUCCACAGGGUACGUUGAACCAAAAUGUAAUUUGUGUGAAGCCGGAAGUGGAGAAAUGGUGGCAGGAGAACUUUCCCCGAAGAGUGAUUGUUCCGAAAGACGAUUUUUAUAAGGCGUUCUAUGAUAAACAUCGUCGAUUCCAAAACGAUAAUGAGGGUGUACGUGAAACAAUGGCCUUCACCUCCGAGUUGUUUGUGUCCAAGUACCAGCUUGAUCUUUUUACCAGGUGA
Molecule: messenger RNA, 618 nt
Organism: Dibothriocephalus latus
Lineage: Eukaryota; Metazoa; Platyhelminthes; Cestoda; Diphyllobothriidea; Diphyllobothriidae
Source: the annotation of a GenBank genome assembly